This is a messenger RNA of Zymoseptoria tritici IPO323, 1311 nucleotides long. RefSeq lists its product as uncharacterized. The record is from RefSeq and is a predicted model, not a curated record. Gene Ontology annotation, molecular function: oxidoreductase activity. Bases 1 to 1311 code for a protein of 436 amino acids. Gene Ontology annotation, cellular component: cytoplasm. NCBI's taxonomy places the organism in Eukaryota, Fungi, Ascomycota, Dothideomycetes, Mycosphaerellales, Mycosphaerellaceae. The transcript is spliced from 2 exons.
AUGGCACCCCACGCCUCAACUGCCCCAUCAACCUCCCCUCCCCCAUCCUAUCCACCCUCAAUCUCUCCCUCCCUCCCCCAUCCCUCUCCCUCAACCUCCUACUGGCACCAAACCACCCCUUCCUUCCCAUAUCGCAACCACAACUCCACAACUCCUCCACCAAGCCACUCCCCCAUUGUCGUCCUCGGCUCCGGCCUCUCCGCCUCCCUCCUAGCCUACACCCUCCUAACGACCCACUCCCUCCCGCCCACCUCUCUCCUCCUCCUCGAAGCCCGCUCCGCCUGUUCCGGCGCCACAAGUCGCAACGCAGGCCACUGUCGACCGGAUGCCUUCCGGGGGUUUGCGGCUUACAGUCGUAUUCAUGGGGUGGAGCAGGCGAAGAAGAUUUUGAGGUCUGAGAGGGAGACGUUUGAGAGGGUGAGAGCGUUUGUCAGGGAGAUGGGAGUGGAGUGUGAUUUUGAAGAUACGGUUACGAGGGAUGUUUGUUUGACGGAGGGGUUUGCGAGGGAGGAAGGGGAGGCGUUGAAAGGGUUUAGGGAGGUGGGUGGGGAUGUUGAGCAUGUGCGAGUUUUUGACGGGGAGGGGGAGGCGGUGGGGAGGAGUGGAGUGGAGGGCGCGAAGGCGGUGUAUGAGUGGCCGGCGGGGAGGAUGGAUCGUGACGACGCCGAGAGAGGGAGGGUGAAAGCGGAGAAAGUGGUUCACUGCACGAACGCGUAUGCUGCGUAUCUGCUGCCGCAGUUGAGGGACUUUUUGACGCCGAAUCGAGCGCAAGCACAUGCGUUUCCGCCUGUCGAGGGGUUAGAGGUGAGGAAGGAGACGAUGUCCUUGCGAUACGGACUGAAGCAUUUCUUCUCCUUCAUCCAGCGGCGGGAAGACGGCACCGUCAUCUUUGGCACAUCACGAGAGAACCCUUCGUGGACGCAGUCAACUCGAGACGGCCUCAUCACAUUCGACGACUCGGGCUACAACGCCGAAGUAGCGCUCACAGCCGAGCGAGAACACACGAAACUCUCCCCCAGUCAGACCAUUCCACCCAACCAUGGCGACGUACCAGGAAAUUACUGGACCGGCAUAAUCGCCAUGACGCCCGACUCUGUGCCUCUUGUCGGUCCCAUCGAUGGGCUAGACGGACAGUACAUCUGCGCUGGCUUUAACGGGCAUGGGAUGGCGAGGAUAUGGACGGCGGCUCCGGGAUUGGCGAAGUUGAUUAUGGGCGAGGAGUGGGCUGCGACAGGGUUGCCGGAGUGCUUUCGGUAUAGUGAGGAGAGGUUGGAGAAGGCGAAGAGGAGGGAUCUGAAGAGUGUGUGGUGA